Molecule: messenger RNA, 1240 nt
Organism: Salvia splendens (bonfire salvia)
Lineage: Eukaryota; Viridiplantae; Streptophyta; Magnoliopsida; Lamiales; Lamiaceae
Product: protein ROH1-like
Exons: 2
Coding region: 21-1217 (398 amino acids)
Source: RefSeq, a predicted model, not a curated record
AAAAAAAAAGAAAAAAGAAAAUGCCGGUGACGGAAAUCCAAAACUCGUUCCUGAACCGCAUCAGCAUCCGUCGCAAUCAGAUCGCCGCCGUCGAAAGCAACAAUAAUGAGCUAGACCAAGAAGACUUGGAACUCUUCAGCCGCAAUGUCGCCGACCGCUUCACCGCCCUCCUCCCGGCCCCGGAGUCCCCCUCCGCCAGCCCUCAAAUCCUCACCCUCUCCUGGUUCCGAGAACUCCUCGACGCCUUCCUCUCCUGCGAAGCCGAAUUCAAAGCCCUCCUCCUCUCCUCCCGCGACCCCUCCCGCCCUCCCCUCGACCGCCUCGUCCCCGACCUCCUCGACCGCUCCGUCAAGGCCCUCGACGUCUUCAACGCCGUCACCAACGCCCUCGACCUCAUGCACCACUGGCAGAAGCUCGCCCAGAUCGCCGUCUCCGCCCUCCACCAAUCCCCUGUCGGGGAAGGCCAGGUUCGUCGUGCGCGCCGCGCUCUGGCUACCCUCAUCGCAUCCAUGUCAUUUGACGACAAGGACGGAGGGAGUGGCGGUGGGGGCCACGGGAAGUGGGCAGAGCGGACACGGUCGUUCGGGCGGCGGCUAGGCGGUGCUCUGGCGAGCCGGGAGCGGGGCGCGGUGGGGAGCCUGCGGUCGCUGUCGUGGACGGUGGCGAAGUCGUGGUCAGCAGCAAAGCAGGUGCAGGGGAUGCUGAUGAGCCUGGCGGCGCCGAGAGGGGGGGAGGCAGGGGGGAUGGCGACACCGGUGUACAUAAUGAACACGAUGCUGGUGUUCGCGGCGUGGGCUCUGGUGGCGGCGGUGCCGUGCCAGGAGAGGCACGGGCUGGCGACGAAUUUCCACAUACCUCGGAGCCUGAGCUGGGCGCAGCCGAUGAUGGCGCUGCAGGAGAGGAUCGGGGAGGAGGUGAAGAGGAAGGAGAAGAAGGGGAACCCGGGGCUGAUGGAGGAGCUGCAGAAGAUGGAAGCGGCCGCGCAUUCGCUCGUGGAGUUUGCGGACGGGUUCGUGUUCCCCUUGGAGGAUGGGAGGGCGGAGGAGAUGGCGAAGCAGGUGGAGGAGCUGGCCGGGAUAUGCCAGAAGAUGGAGGAGGGGCUGGGGCCCCUCCAACAGUUGGUCAGGGAGGUGUUUCAUAGGAUUGUCAAGAGUAGAGGGGAGAUUCUUGAUGUUUUUGAUCAUGUUAAUAAAUUGUCUGCAACCGUGCAAUAUUGAAUUUAGUGUAGGCUUCUUGUACA